Messenger RNA from Caenorhabditis angaria, 1533 nucleotides. Lineage: Eukaryota; Metazoa; Nematoda; Chromadorea; Rhabditida; Rhabditidae. The record is from the annotation of a GenBank genome assembly.
AUGCUCAAUGAGAUCUUAACAAUUGUAUUAUUCCUGAAAUCUACAGAAAAUCAAUUAUAUGGUAGCAAAAUUUUAAAAUGUUUUUUUUUCAAAAAAAAAAAUUGCAGAUCCAACUUGGUUAUCUUUUCUUCAAGUACAAAAAAGUUUGACUGACAUUUUAUUCAAAACGUAUGAUGCUUCGAUUUCUCCAGUUCUGACUCGCCAAAAAGAAAAUGAAGAUAUAUUUUUUGACAACUCAAACUAUUCUCAAAAAUGGAAUUAUACUAUAGAACUUUAUUAUUUGCAGUUAGUUGAAGUUAAUGAGCCUUCCGAAAAAGUUACUGUAGUUAUUGAAGUAAUGGAGGUAGAAAACUAUACUUUUAGAAAAUAUAAUGUGUAGAAAUUACAAAUUCCGAAUAUUUUAGCACUGGUAUGACCCACGUUUAGUUUGGGACUCUGUCAAAUACAAAAAUAUUUCGAAUUUAUAUGUUAGACAGGAUAAAAUCUGGAGUCCUUCUUUAUCACCUUACGGAAUGUAAGCAUUGCAUUUUCAGCUCUAUUUUCAAACAAAAUUAAUAUUUUUCAGAAAUGAUGUUGUUGAUUUUCGAGAUCAAGAUUUUCGUCAAGCCUCAAUUGAAAACACUGGCUUUGUUUUUGUGUUUGAUCUUGUCAGGAUUGGUGUGAAUUGUGACUUAGAUAUGAGAAAAUUUCCAUUUGAUGUUCAAACUUGUUUGAUUCAAUUCGGACUUCCAAUGUAUUAUGUAAAUGAAGUUUCGAUAAGUUUCAGUUUCUAUGAAGAUUUAUUAAAACCUUCAAGAAUCAAACAAAUGGUUAGAUUAAUUUUGAACAUACGUGGAGAACAUUUAUUUUAUUUUAGGGAAAUUCUGAAUGGAUCGUUGUGAACUUAACCACUAAACAUAGUAUUGAAGGUUUUGAAGAUUCUAUCAGUGGACUUGAACUUAAUGGAUUUUUUAUCACCAUGAGAAGAAAUCCAUUGUAUUAUUUUUAUAUGAUUAUUUUGCCAGCAUAUGUAAUCAACGCUGUUUCAUUGUUUGGUGUAUUUUUGAAAAAAUCAGAUAAAAUGUCGAGAGUGGGGCUUUUCAUAUUUUAUCUUAGGGAAAAAUUUUUUUAUUUCUGCCAAAUUUUCUGUUUAUAUGUCACAAUGUUUCAAUUACUAUUUUCAGCUUAAUGUUGGGCUCACAACGCUAAUGACUAUGACAUUCAUCCUCGGAGUAAUUGCUGAUGAUAUUCCAAAAACUGGAGUUAUUCCACUUUUAGGAAUUUAUAUAAUUAUCCAUCUGGUAAUUAUGAUAAUUUCAAUCGGAGUUGUAAUGUCAAUUGAAAAAUUUCGGAUUCUAAUAAAAGAUCGAAUUUCAGACCAGAAAAAGUGAGAUCUUCAAAAAACACUCAAUUGUGAUAUGUGUUUUUCAGGCUUCAAAUGUUGCUUGGAAAUCCUUUGGAAAACAUAAUAAUUAUAUUUCUUCACAUAUUGAAUUUUGCAAAUUUUUCAAUGAUGAUUGUAUUUUGGAUUACUGGAUGAAUAAAGUUCAUUAA